CUUGCCUUCAAGUUUCUUCCCCCGUAACCGUCCUCGACUACAACAUGGGCUUUUGCUUCUCCUGUUGUAGGCGGCAGAAACCUUCACGCUUGUCCGACCAUUCACCCGACCGUGAGCCUCUCCUCGGGGAGGGCCGUAUCCCAUCUGGAUUAGGCUAUGUUCGAAAGGACUCCCUUCCACCUCCGCGUACGGUGUACGACAAGGCGGCUGACAUAGUCGCUGCCUUGAUUGCGGGGAAGCUACCAACUCAGGAACAGGCGAAUCGUCUCCUGCGGUAUGUGACGAGCUCUGAUAUACUUACGGAAGAAGUAGCAUGGGAAAACGCUCCCAGAACGGAGGAGGAAGAGGGGUUGAGAGAUACUUGGAGGAGGUUGCUGGGAGAUGUCAGGAAUGCCGGGCAGGCGUUACUCAAGUUCGGGAUGGAGAAGAACGAUGAUGAUAGGCUCCAAGAUUUGCUCUACCAGUUACGCUCCAUUACCGCUGAUUCGGUUCACGCAGACGUCGCGCUGGAGGUGGCCCAGGAAGUGAACGUCGAUGUAAGCGCAGUUGUGCACGAACUUCCUUCACAAGAAGAAGCAGCUUCCGAUGCAUCCUCUCUUCUCCACUCCAUCUACACAUUAGCAUACGUCCUGCUCACGUCCGCUGCAUUCCGGGUGAUUCUCUCCGAUGUUCUCCUUAUAGCACGGCAAGCUGUCGCAGACGUCGCGGCGCGCGUUGGGAAUGCUGCUGCGACAGUAGAGAACAUCGCUGACGACAUUGAAGAAACAGUUCGACCUGGAGGCGGCACGGUAGAAGAAAUUAGGUGGAAGGCAUCAGAGGCAGUAGACAACAUCACGGAUGGAGCACUCGAAGGAAACCCUCACGACUACGCGACCGGGAGCACACCAGGAAUCACGGAGCAGAUCCAACAGGCGCCAGAUAAAAUGAAAGAGGCCGUAAUACGUCAAUUGCAGGACGCCGUAGCUCGAGCACACCGACAGCCAUCGUUCCGCUCCGCCCUCCGCACAAUCCUCAACAUCUCACGCAAAUAUGCCAUGAAAGUCCGCGCGGCAUCGGAGGCAUUCUCCGACGCAUCGGCGCCGGUCUUCACGCUCACUCCCGUCGUAUGGGCGGACCCUCCUGUAUCCCGAGCCCUUGAAAACCUGCGUAUCCUUCUAGAGCGAAUGUCUUCCGGGUACGAUCUCUCCUACCUCCUAUCCGCAUCCUUGGCGGUCAUCACCGACAUCGUCGCCGCACCCGCCGAAGCGCUCUCCGAAAGCGAGAGCAAAGUCGUCCUCAGGACCUGGUUUGGCUCCCUCGGAGAUUGGCUCGACUGUGCGCUCCGCGAUCCCAAGUAUGUCACGUCCGAGACAGGCUGCAUGCGCAUCGAGCAGUUGUACGACCUCGCGCACAAGCUCGUGCAAGACGCCGAGGCCGACCCAGAGUCUCAUUGGGUCCAGCAUGUCCGGACAUUCCUGGCAGAGGUCGAUAGCUUCAUCUCUGCCCUCGGACAGGACCGCACGACGAACGAGCUCAUCAAGUCCUUGUCGGACCUGGCCACGUCCGUCGCCGACGCCGGUGCGGAUUUUCGCGCGAGCCUUCCCGGAGCGCUGCGCGGGCGCGCAAGUCUCGCAAGGCGCGAGGCGCUCCAGAGUUUCGCGCUCUGGCUCCUACCAAGGAUUUUGAGAGUAGCGAGCGCGAUACCGAUGCCCCGCAUCGAGUACGUUGACAGCACUAUCGAAGCUGUGAUCGACGCUAUACUGUUAACGGCUCCUCGACACGGCGUUCGAGGGGAGGAGACUUUGGGGGUCCAAUCGUCGCUCGUUCCAGAUCGCGUCAGUGUCCAGAGCUGGAACGAGGUCGUACUCGACAUCGAUAACACCAUCGUCCUCCCUCAGCCAGGCCCCUCCCUUCUGCCCUCCCUAGCGGGCACGCUGGAGCAAGUCGGUCUCGCGGAAGCCGUCGAGGAGGGCCCUCCUCUACCGGCGUCCAAGAUCCAGUCGCAGACCACGCGGACGAGCGUGAGCGCGCGGACCCGGACGCGCGUGCAUGUAGAGGGCGUGCGUGUGUCCGCCCAUGACGUCGCGUACUACAUGCUCUACAAGGGCGCACGCUGCUGCGGGCUGCGUGUCCCGUUCACGUCGUACGAGGACGAAGGGCUGAUCAGCGUCGACGUCGGCAAUCUCGAUCCCGACCCUUCUCGGGGCGGCACGGGGACAGGCUUGGUCGUCGACGUCGAGCUCGAGUUCGACUCGGGCGCCGCCGCGCAGCUCGAAAGCAACAGCACUUGGCUGUCGCUUUUCACGAGCUCUGACCCCGGCCGAGCUCCGUCCGCGGGGCCGCUGUUCAAAGUGACCGACGUGCAUGUCGACGUCCGCGGGCUGCACAUCGACCUAGCCCGCACCCGACAUGCGAUCCUCAACGGGCUCUUCGUCCGGCCCCUCGCGGGACCAUCUGCACGCGCGGCGGUGGCGUGGGUCCUGAGCGAGCAGAUCCGCACAGCUCUGGAGAGCCUCGCGCAGUUCGGGGGAAAGGUAAGGGAGAGCGCGCUUGCACGUCAGGGUGCGGGGUCUUCGAAGCCCUCAUCGGAAGGAGCCGAAGACGGCAGCGAGGAGAGCGCAGGGGCUGCCGAGGCAUGGUGGGGCGCGUUCCUGGAAGAGCUCGGACUCCUCGGGUCCGCUCAGGGUCAGCCCGGUCUUGGUGAUGACGAAGGAACCUACGAGGACGAGGACGGAGACGAAGAGACGCCGCUCGUCGAGACGCACACGCGCGCGACGGCCCGAGGGGUCAUCCGGACGACCGUGAUACAGGACUCUGCAUCCACGGGUGCGGACCCGGAGGAGAGCGUGCUCGCUGUCGGGAUCGGUCCCCAGAUCCUCCCAGGGAAGGGCGGGCCGUACAGCGAACGCUCGUCGCAAGACUCGGACUCACUGGCGGACGAUCUCAGUCUGAAGGACGCACGAGUGCGCGCAACGGAAGAGGCCAGGGAUGCUGCGGGGGAGGUGACUCAGGCGCAAGAGAGUGCAGAGGAGAGUCUGAGGGCCGAUGUCGAGCAGGUGGUACAGAUGAGAGAGGAGAUAACUGGGGCGGAGGCUAGGGGCGAGGUGAGGACGAGAGUGGAGAGGAAGAAGAAAGGUUGGAGGAGUGCUGCGUUUGACUUGUGGUAACGGAACGAUCAGGUGAGCCCAGAGACGACAUCCGAGAUGAGAACGUUCGGACUCUGUACACUUCUGCUCACAAAUCGAGAUUACUUGCAAGGUGCCGCAGUAAGCUUCGCGGUCUGCACCCCGGCGUCGAGUACCCUCAUGGCGGUAGUUCGGUAACACACGUGACCGCGUCAUCGGCAUCCGGGCAUCCGUAGGGCUACAGGCAUCCACGAUACCAAUGAUAGCACAAACGAUCAGAGCGGACUCUGAUAGAGAUUGCUGCUGAUAGAGACAAGUACAGAUACAGUCGGUGGGUAAUCUUACACCGCGGCGCGUUUACUCUGGGGUUCGAGAGGAUUCCAUGGCUCAGGCAGAGAUGGAGGGCUCGAGUGAGCCGGGGACGAUUUCCACCCAG
Dichomitus squalens LYAD-421 SS1 is the source of this 3540-nucleotide messenger RNA. RefSeq lists its product as uncharacterized. The transcript is spliced from 4 exons. Lineage: Eukaryota; Fungi; Basidiomycota; Agaricomycetes; Polyporales; Polyporaceae. Bases 420 to 3146 code for a protein of 908 amino acids. The record is from RefSeq and is a predicted model, not a curated record.